GCCAGACACUUAUCAUUCUCUUACACACUCAAUCGCAGCGUUUAAUCCAUUCCCAACCACAAUGCCUGAGUACGCCAAAAACCAGCCUGUCGGCUUCAAAAACGCCAUCGAAAGAGUCGCCAUUGUUGGGGCUGGAGGCACUAUUGGAUCGCACAUUGCCAAGGCCCUCCUAGAAACCGGAAGACACACAGUCACGGCUCUUUCCCGCAAAGACAGCGGCAACAAACUCCCCGAGGGCGUUCUAGUCGCUCCAGUCAACUACGAUGAUGAGGCCACUCUUGUUGCCGCUCUUCAAGGCCAGCAGUUUUUGAUCAUCACCAUGGCUCCUACUGCGCCCCGGGACACCCACAGCAAGCUUGUCCAGGCGGCCGCCAAGGCUGGCAUUCCCUACGUCAUGCCUAAUGGGUACGCCGGCGACAUUGACAACAUUAAACUCGGCGAAGACACAUUUUUGGGACCUGUAGCCAAGGCCAACAGGGACGAAAUCGAGAGGCUCGGCAUGCAGUGGAUCACCGUGUGCUGUGGGUUCUGGUACGACUACAGCUUGGCGGGUGGUGAUGCGCGCUUUGGGUUCGAUUUUGACAAGCGUUCUUUGACACUCUAUGACGAUGGCAACACCGGGAUCUCGACGUCGACUUUAUCGCAGGUUGGGCGCGCCGUGGCCAGGGUGCUGAGCCUCAAUGAGCUUCCUGAGGAUGAGAACGAUUCCGGCCUUACUGUUUCGGCCUUCCUCAACAAGGGCGUGUACAUUAAGAGCUUUGUGGUCAGCCAGAACGACAUGUUUGAAAGCGUCAAGCGUGUCACCGGCACCACCAACGCCGAUUGGACGAUUACUCACGAGGAUACCAAGAAGCGAUACGAGGAUGGCCUGACGCAGGUGAAAGUGGGUAACAUGGCUGGGUUUAGCAAGAUGCUGUACGCAAGGACGUUUUACCCGGAUGGUUCGAGUGAUCUCUCGGACAAAGUGCAGAAUGAGGUUCUUGGAUUGCCUGAUGAGAGCCUGGAUGAGGCCACCAAGGUGGGAAUCGACUUGGUCAAGGAGCUGCAGCUUCGUGUUGAGCGUAUGGCGGCCUAGAAAUUAGUACAUCUACAAAGUUAAACCAAUGAAUGUAUAAAUAUUAUUUAAUAAGCUG
Molecule: messenger RNA, 1133 nt
Organism: Aspergillus wentii DTO 134E9
Lineage: Eukaryota; Fungi; Ascomycota; Eurotiomycetes; Eurotiales; Aspergillaceae
Product: aromatic alcohol reductase
Exons: 2
Coding region: 62-1075 (337 amino acids)
Molecular function (GO): oxidoreductase activity
Source: RefSeq, a predicted model, not a curated record